Messenger RNA from Talaromyces atroroseus, 2058 nucleotides. RefSeq lists its product as hypothetical. Bases 1 to 2058 code for a protein of 685 amino acids. Gene Ontology annotation, cellular component: nucleus. Gene Ontology annotation, molecular function: DNA binding; zinc ion binding. Lineage: Eukaryota; Fungi; Ascomycota; Eurotiomycetes; Eurotiales; Trichocomaceae. Gene Ontology annotation, biological process: DNA-templated transcription. The transcript is spliced from 5 exons. The record is from RefSeq and is a predicted model, not a curated record.
AUGGCAGGCGGUGGUGGCUUGUCCUCUUUUGCGCUGGGCGACCUCACUCGGAGCUUGCAGAUUGACGGCGGCGAGUUACCGUCUUCUUCCAACAACAAUUAUACCAAUCCAUCGCCGGCUUCCCUGUCGCACCAACCCCAGCAGCACUCGGAGUGGUACCGACUUCAUCCGCCUUCAGGCUUGAAAUCGUCCCUUCCUGCCACCAAGAUCAAGCAGGAGCCCCUCGGUGAUGGCGGCGGCGAGGACGACGAUGCUCCCGACUCGAAGAAGCGCAAGCGCAACAAGCCCACCCUCAGCUGCAAGGAAUGCGUGGACAAGAAGAUGAAGGCAAGUCUGUGUUCCUUUUCUAGUCUACCUCUCUCUUGGCUUUUCAUCACGGUGGAUGUCGAGCUGCUGCGAUCGGGGUCGGCCGCAGAUGGAUCUCCAGCCUCCUCAAACGGGUCCAAACCGGCCCUGUUCACGCAUAAAGGAGGCACUGAUCUUCUCCUCAGCCAUGCUCCAUAUUCUGAAACAAGGGUCAGCAGUAUAUUCGGCAUUGGUGCAGAAUACCCCUUUAGCAACUACUGGACUCAGAACGGCGGUGUGUCUGAAGUGCUGAACUGUUUUCCGAACAAAAAGCAAGCCGAUAUUCUCGUGGACAUCUUUUUCGAAGCCGUCGACCCCGUCUACCCAAUGAUUAGCCGAGAGAGAUUUUAUAUAGACUACGAGGGCUUCUGGGAAUUGAACGACUCGAAAAGAUUAGAAGUGGAUAUUGAUUUUAUUGCACUUGUCUUUAUGAUACUUGCGAUGGGAACUCAGUUUCUCCAGGGCCCUGAUCCAACGGGCCAAGUCAAAGACGCUGCCGAAUUUUACUCGAGUGCUUGCUACCAGAGUCUUCGGCUAUUCUCAUAUCUGAAUCGCACAUCAGUCAGAUGCCUUCAAUCUAUGGUCUUCAUGACCUAUUUUUUAUUGAAUUCGGGGCGAGCCUCUGAUGGCUGGGCUUUUUCCGGAACCCUCAUCCGACAAGCCUAUGCCGGUGGGAUAAACCGCGAACCGAUGCUAAUCAGCCCCAAAUUCACCAAAUUCGAGCGCUUAGAGCGUCGGCGGUUAUGGCAUGGAAUUGUUUGCCAAGACAGUUUCAUGAGCAUGAGCCUCCGGCUACCACCGACGGCGAUUCACUUUGAUGUCGAUAACGCCGUUCCAAUGCUAGAUAAUGACGAGACUUUCUAUACAGACGCAAACCUCGAAUCUGCUAGUGAAGACCUUUGUCAUGACCCUUCUCAUUCAGAUAUCGGCUAUGUUCAAAGCAUGUACUCGCUUGCGCUGCUUGCUCAAGAAACCAUAUCAACACCACGGUCAUUGUCUCUGCCCAUGGCGUCUACUCCGCGACAAAGAAAUAUGCUCCUGGCACGUUUUCGGGCAUGCUAUCGCUCCUUUCCAGAUGCAUUUCGCGCCUGGGACGAGGAUUGCAUUGCGGAAAAGGCUCGGCAAGGGAAGAAACGUCUUAUCCGGCAAAUCAUGUUUCUCACAGGACUCUAUUGGCACUGCAUGACACUAAUUCACAGCGAGGGACUGGAAGACUUCUCUUUCACACCACCACCAUCAUCAUCAUCAACAUCUGAAGUUGAGAAGAGUCCAGCAGGUAACGUCGACGUUUGGAUACGCGGGACUUUGGACGCUGCGUAUCAGUCAAUGCGAGCCUUUUUUGUGAUCCAUGCUGUCCUUGGCGGGGAGAGCAGUGUCUGGUGGGCUUUUUGCCAUCGGGCAUUUUCAGUCUCGGUACUUUCUACUCCUGUUUCUUUUGGAACCGCCAGAUAUGUACUGAUACUUGAUCUGCAGAUCACCGUAGCAGACCUGCUGAAAAAGCACGAUGUUGCUCGGAGCAGAAGCAACUCGGAUACGACUAGUAUCUCGAGUUCUUCGAAGAGUCCGAAUCAGAAUAGGCGCGGUUCGGUUCCGGAUUGUUGGGGACGGGCGCGGGACGAUGUGCACCGUAUGCUUGAUCUCCUUAAGGUGCGGGCACAAACAGGUGAUCAAUCAGCCAAAACUCGCGUCGAGGUUCUGAGCAACUAUCUUUGA